ACUUCCGCAACUUGUGAUGCCGCUGAUUGAAAAACAGUUCAGCUGCAGGGGUCUUGGAUCCAGCCGUGUUGCUGUUUGAGGCUCCUGUUUAUCAGCUUUCAUACUUAAAUAUCAAAACAGAAAGACGUCAUCAUGUCUGCUUUCAGACUGAAUACCGUCAUCCUGAUGCUGCUGCUGCUGCUGUUUGAACUCUCACUCGGGGAAUCUCGAUCAUUCAGUGUGGACUACGAAAACAACUGUUUCCGUAAGGAUGGGGGGCAGUUUCGUUACAUAUCAGGAAGUAUCCACUACAGCAGGAUCCCCAGGGCCUACUGGAGGGACAGGCUGCUAAAGAUGUACAUGGCAGGACUGAAUGCCAUCCAGACCUAUGUUCCCUGGAACUACCAUGAAGAGUCUCCUGGCCGGUACGAUUUCAGCGGAGACAAAGAUUUGGAAGGUUUUCUUAAACUUGCUCAGGAGAUCGGUCUGUUAGUGAUCCUUCGUCCAGGGCCAUACAUAUGUGCAGAGUGGGACAUGGGCGGUCUGCCUGCUUGGCUUCUGAACAAGAAAAACAUUGUGCUGCGAUCGUCUGACCCAGAUUACAUUGCAGCCGUAGACAAAUGGAUGGGGAAGCUGUUGCCCAUGAUGAAGCUAUACCUCUAUCAGAACGGUGGUCCCAUCAUCACUGUACAGGUGGAGAAUGAAUAUGGCAGCUACUUUGCCUGUGACUUUAACUACAUGCGUCACCUGAGCAAACUGUUUAGAGCUCACCUGGGAGACGAGGUGGUGCUCUUCACCACAGACGGUGCCGGGGUGAACUAUCUAAAGUGUGGCUCAAUGCAAGGUCUCUAUGCCACUGUAGACUUUGGUCCUGGUGCUAAUAUAACUGCUGCCUUUCAAGCCCAGCGAUACGCUGAACCAAAGGGACCUCUAGUGAACUCUGAGUUUUACACCGGCUGGCUGGACCACUGGGGAUCCCGUCAUUCUGUUGUGUCAUCUGCUGCGGUGGCAAAGUCCCUCAGCCAUAUGUUGGCUAUAGGAGCAAAUGUUAACAUGUACAUGUUUAUAGGUGGGUCAAACUUUGGCUACUGGAAUGGGGCAAACUCUCCGUACGCUGCACAGCCCACAAGCUACGACUACGAUGCUCCACUCUCAGAGGCAGGAGACCUCACUGAGAAAUACUUUGCCAUCAGAGACGUCAUCAGAAUGUACAGUAAAGUACCCGAGGGACCGAUUCCACCAACAACACCAAAGUAUGCGUACGGUUCUGUUAAAAUGAAGAAGCUCCAGACAGUGUUGGAUGCUACAGAGACACUGUCAUUCUCAGGUCCAGUGAAAAGCACCUAUCCUCAGACCUUCACAGACUUGAAUCAGGGCUUUGGUUUUGUUCUCUACAGGACGAAACUUCCUGUUAACUGCAGCCAACCCACGCCUCUGUCCUCACCUUUGAACGGGAUCCAUGACAGGGCGUAUGUGUCAGUGGAUAGGGUGGCAGUUGGGAUUCUGGAAAGGAACAAGGUCUUGAGUGUGAACGUGGCUGGAAAGGCUGGGAGUCAGCUUGACAUACUGGUGGAGAACAUGGGCCGCAUCAACUAUGGCAGAGACAUCAACGACUUCAAGGGCUUGGUCUCAAAUGUUACUCUGGGAAAAGACUCCCUCACUCAUUGGACCAUGUAUAGUCUCAGCAUCGACGAAGCAGUCAGAAACGGCCUCCUUGGCGAGGAACCUCCAACACGAACAGAUCAAGCUUCACCUGUGGCUCUUUCACCUCCAGCCUUCUAUAAGGGGAGCUUUAUCAUUCCCUACGGUAUUCCUGACCUCCCUCAAGACACCUAUGUCAAGCUGCCAGGCUGGAAGAAGGGGCAGAUCUGGAUCAAUGGAUUUAAUUUAGGGCGUUAUUGGCCCGCUCGAGGUCCUCAGGUGACACUUUUUGUGCCUGCCAGCAUCCUGAGCACAGCAGCACCAAACAAUGUGACUGUCCUGGAGCUGGAAGUCGAUCCAUGCAGCUCCCAGUUAUGCACUGUUGAGUUUACAACCACCCCGGUUCUCAUUGCAACUGUCUCUGAACACAAACCGCACAGGAGACUGUUUUCUAAAGAUUUCCUCUGACAAUAAGGGGCCUUUCCUCUCCACUUCAGGAAUACCUUUAGGACUCAAUGUAUGAGCCUGGAAUCAAAUGUUGUUUUGUGAAAGGGAUGAAUAUUUGUUUUUUUGCACCACCUUAUUGUAAGAUUUACCCAAACACUCUUCUUAAAGGGAUUACGAGCAAUUAAAGCUGUGGUAACUGAUUAUUCAGGGAAUAUUUCAUUCUUUAUUCUUCUUUUUACCUUGGAAAGCUGUCCUUUAUCAAGUAGUUUUCAUUGUGUUACAAGAUGUGCCUGUUAAUAUGCAUACAAUCUAUAAAAUUAAAAGAAUGAUGAUUAAGCAUUGAGAAAAGAAUGACAACGCUUAAAAGAAUAAGUUAAAUUUGUUUUACACAUUCACUCUUUAGCAGUGUUACUUUGAGAAUGAUGAAAUUCGAAAGCGAUUUGGUUCAGGAAGAAGGUUUGUGAUUCUGGUUCUUCAGAAGGU
Messenger RNA from Cyprinodon tularosa, 2550 nucleotides. It is a transcript of the gene glb1, whose product is annotated as galactosidase, beta 1. Lineage: Eukaryota; Metazoa; Chordata; Actinopteri; Cyprinodontiformes; Cyprinodontidae. Gene Ontology annotation, biological process: carbohydrate metabolic process. Gene Ontology annotation, molecular function: beta-galactosidase activity. Gene Ontology annotation, cellular component: vacuole. The record is from RefSeq and is a predicted model, not a curated record. The coding region runs from base 133 to 2088 and encodes 651 amino acids. The transcript is spliced from 16 exons.